Molecule: messenger RNA, 3468 nt
Organism: Puccinia graminis f. sp. tritici CRL 75-36-700-3
Lineage: Eukaryota; Fungi; Basidiomycota; Pucciniomycetes; Pucciniales; Pucciniaceae
Exons: 4
Coding region: 1-3468 (1155 amino acids)
Biological process (GO): copper ion homeostasis; monoatomic cation transport
Cellular component (GO): membrane
Molecular function (GO): copper ion binding; ATP binding; P-type divalent copper transporter activity
Source: RefSeq, a predicted model, not a curated record
AUGUCACAUCUCGAUCCAUUGACAACUGAGCCCCUGCUAUUGUCAUCAGCAUCCGCAUCAUCAUCACCACAAGCAACACCAGUCUCAAAGUCCAACUCAUUAGUUCAAACUACCCUCACAAUAUCUGGUAUGACAUGCGGCUCAUGCGUAUCAGCAAUCGAGACUAAUUUGAAGAAACUACCGGGGGUUGAGUCGGUCUCAGUAGCACUUCUCACCGAACAAGCAAUUAUCAUUCACGAUGAAAUAGAAGCCUCAGUUUACUCGAUUAUCGACCAGAUUGAUCUUUCCGGUUUUGAUGCAACUCUAAUCAAUAGUCAGCCCUUCGUGGACCCCAAGAAGGAAAUAUCGAUCAAGAUAGAUACCAACAACAUUGACUCAUCAUCACCCAAACUGCUUGAAAUCUCCUUCAAAGUCGAUGGCAUGACCUGCGCCUCUUGCUCAUCUUCCAUCGAAACCCAAAUCAAGAAACUCAAAGGCAUCCAUCUCGUCUCUGUGGCACUUAUGGCCGGUCGCUGUAAAAUCAGAUGCGAUGCGAGUGCUUGGACCGCCGAUGCUCUUUGCUCUGAAAUUGAGGACCUCGGUUUCGAUGCGCAAGUUCUCUCAGUCAUUGACCUGAAUCCCACCCUUUCUUCACUCUCCAAAUCCCCUCGACCCUCUUUAAUCUCUGAGAAUCGUUCUCAGCUCACUAUCAUGGGAAUCAAGAGCAUUGAAGGUGCUAAGGAUUUGGAAGAUUCAGUCAACAAGAUGCACGGUGUUCUAUCCUGCCAAGUCAAGCCUAACAAUCAAAGUUACACAAUGCUCAUUAAUCACAUUCGCUCAAUCCUUCCUCUUCGAGUAGUCGUAGAUCAUAUCUCUUCACUUGGUUACGAUCCUGUGAUUGGCGAUUCCGCCUCGAAUUCGAUCCAACUUCAAUCUCUUGCACGGACCAAGGAAGUCGCAAGCUGGCGGAGCGCAUGUCGCUCGGCUGCAUUCUUUGCUGUGCCUGUCUUCUUCUUGCAGAUGAUCGUCCCAAUGUUUUCGAAAACGAACCUGCUCCGAAGGUUCUGUGAUUCUUCAAUCAUUUUCCCUGGCUGGUAUGUCGGCGACUUCCUGUGUCUUUUCUUAGCUCUCCCCGUCCAAUUCGGAAUUGGACGUCGGUUCUAUCGCUCGGCAUGGAAAUCAUUACGUCAUGGUACUGCAACGAUGGAUGUCUUGGUCGUCAUCGGUACCAGUUCUGCAUUCGUCUUCUCACUUCUCUCGGUUUUGGUAGCACCUUACUUGAUUGCCAGUGGUAGCGUUCCCAGUACAUAUCACCCAUCGAUAUUUUUUGACACCUGUGCCAUGUUGAUCACCUUCGUCAGUCUCGGUCGAUACCUUGAAAAUCUUGCCAAGGGGAAAACCUCUGCUGCACUCUCAAAGUUGAUUUCUCUCUGUCCACCCUCUGCCACUCUUUACCUCGACCCUCCUCAUUGUACGCAAGAACGGCAACUACCUACUGAAUUGAUUGAAGUCGGCGACAUUCUGAAAAUCGUUCCUGGGGACAAGAUACCCGCUGACGGCACUGUUGUUAGUGGAGAGAGUUCAAUUGAUGAGAGUAUGGUCACCGGUGAGGCCAUGCCUGUGUUCAAGAGCGUGGGUGAUCAAGUUAUUGGGGGAACCGUCAAUGGCUUUGGGACUUUCAACAUGCUUGUUUCUCGGGCUGGGUCCGAUACGGCCCUGAGUCAAAUCGUCAAACUGGUCGAAGAAGCGCAAACAUCCAAGGCCCCAAUCCAAGCUUUUGCAGACACCGUCGCUGGAUAUUUCGUUCCCACUGUCCUUGCGCUUGGUUUGCUGACGUUCGUGGGUUGGAUGGUGAUUUCUCACACCAGUUUAAUCAACUACAUUCCCCCUUUAAGGCGUCUAUUUAUCACGAGUGCCACCCAAGAUGGAAACGGUGGAGGCAAGUUCAUGACAUGUUUGAAAUUAUGUAUCUCGGUCAUUGUCGUUGCCUGUCCCUGCGCCUUAGGUCUCUCAACCCCCACAGCGGUCAUGGUAGGCACUGGGAUCGGCGCUCAGAAUGGAAUCUUAAUCAAGGGUGCUGGCCCUCUAGAAGCCGCCAAUACAAUCGACAAAAUCAUCCUGGACAAGACUGGAACGUUGACGACGGCUCAGUUAGAAGUCGUUCGGAUCACAUGGGCCCCUCAUCUGAACGGAUCGGGUCAUGAAAAUGAGAAGGCCAAGAAGCAAGUCCUGAUGGCUUUGACGGCAACCGAGUCGAAAAGUGAACACCCCCUGGCCAAGGCAGUCGCCAAGUUUGGAUUCAAAUCUUUGGGAUGGCUCGCAGUGCCUUCGACAGUGCAAGUCACUGGCUUUGAAAGUCUUACGGGUGCAGGUGUUCGAUGCGCAGUGAAAUUGCCGAGUGGUACAGGAGAAGCUACUCAUGAGCUUGCAGUCGGUAACUACAAGUUCAUGAGUGGCGGUCAGGGCACUCCGGAAAUGGCGAACGAGACUUCUGAGAGCAAUCCAUCAAAGCUGCUGGACCCCUCGAUGAAGAAGAUGGAAAUCGAACACGAAGAUCAAGGCCAUACGUGCAUCUUUGUCGAGUUUGAUGGCCAACUGGCAUGCAUGAUCGCAUUGGCCGAUCUGCUGAAGCCGGAAGCGCUCCAAGCCGUGGAAGCCUUCCGGAAGAUGGGGAUGAGUGUCAUCAUGGUCACGGGAGACCAUCGCCGGACGGCGCUUGCGAUAGCCAACCAGGUGGGCAUUUCGCCACAGGACGUCUACGCCUCCGUCUCACCCGAGGGCAAAAGGUUGAUUGUCGAACGGAUGAAAGAGGAACAUAUGGAUGCCUCUUCCAGCAGAGCUCGCCAAUCUAAUUCUAAGGCUAAACGCCCUUGUCGAGUCGCUAUGGUUGGUGAUGGGAUCAACGAUUCGCCGGCCUUGGCUUCUGCUGACUUGGGUAUCGCCAUGUGUUCCGGUACUGAUAUCGCAAUGGAAGCUGCUGACAUCAUCCUCAUGAAAUCUAACUUGUUGGAUGUCGUCUCAGCUAUCGAUCUAUCCAGAAGAGUUUUCAGACAGAUCAGACUAAAUUUCCUAUGGGCAAGUGUCUAUAAUCUGAUUGGGAUCCCAUUAGCGAUGGGAUUCUUCCUACCAUGGGGAAUUCAUUUACACCCUAUGAUGGCCGGUGCCGCGAUGGCAUUUUCCUCAGUGUCGGUUGUAUGUUCGUCGUUGACGCUGCGAUUCUGGACCAAGCCGAAGAUUGCCCUACGGCCCGAUGAGAAAUACGUCCGGGAUGGUCCCUUGAUCGAGCUUCGUGCCGCCGUCGGUCGCCAGGUCUCUGCGCUCGUCCACCGCAACCCAUUCAAGUCCUUCGGCCCAAUCUCUCUCCGUCCAAUCCGUGCUCUUCUUGCUCGCUCUUCUCGGCACAAUCGCUCAAACUCUUCCACUUACUAUACACCCGUCUUGAAUGCCGAUCUUGAACACGAAGAACUCCUCCCCAUGACUGCCGUCUGA